Molecule: messenger RNA, 3885 nt
Organism: Leptopilina boulardi
Lineage: Eukaryota; Metazoa; Arthropoda; Insecta; Hymenoptera; Figitidae
Product: protein PF3D7_1417600-like
Exons: 3
Coding region: 1-3885 (1294 amino acids)
Source: RefSeq, a predicted model, not a curated record
AUGAUCAGUGAAUUUAUUCCACGUAACAACCAAAAUGAAAACGAAACUAUAUCUCAUCAAAGCCAAGACAGUCAAUUACCACCAGCCUCGAACCAUUUCAAUCAGAACAACCAUCUACAAAACUCAAAACAAGAAAUUGAUUUAAACCAACAAACUUUGAACAACGACAGACAAUAUCAACUAGUUUCGAACAAGGAAAAUCAUGAACUAGCUUUCAAUCAAGGAAAGUAUAAUUCACCAGAUUUGAAUAAAAAUCAACAAGCAAUUUUAAACCAACUUAAACAAUAUUUGUCAAUAUUGAACACACGAAAUAUAAAUCUUAAGAAUCUAGGAAACCUUUAUCCACCAGCCUCAAACCAAGAAAGUGGAAAUCGACAAACUUCGAACAUGGAAAGAAAACAAGUAACUGCAUUAGAUCUAUUCAGUGCAUUUUCACGCCAAUUGGUUGACGAAAAUUAUUGUUUAUCAUUAUUAUUUUUAUCAUUAUUACAAGCAUUACAAGAAAAUCAAUAUUCACCUGCUUCGAACCAAGGAAAUCAGUAUUCACCAUUUUUUAACAAAUUAUAUCAGUCACCGUCAUCUAAUUUGUUAGAAGAAAUUGAAUCACAAAUUAUUGACGAAAGAGAUAAUUUACUUACUUCAAGGCGACCUGAAGAAUUUAACAAAAUUUUUAAUAAAGCAAGUAAAUUGCUACCAUUUUCCCAAGACAGUCAAUUACAACCAGCCUCGAACCCAGGAAAUCAAAAUCCACCAACUUUAAAUCAAGACAGUCCAAGUCCACCAGCCUCAAACCAAGAAAGUCAAAGUCAACAAACUUUGAACAAUGAAAGACAAGAUCAACUAGUUUUGAACAAAGGCACUCAAUUACCACCAGUUUCAUACCAAGGAAGUCAAUUUCUUCCAGCUUGGAUCCAAGCAACUCAAUUUCAACCAGUUUGGAUUCAAAGCAUUCACUUGCCUUCAGCUUUAAAUCGAGAAAAUAAUUAUUUACCAGAUAAUCCAUUUCCACAACCUGGCAACCAGGCUAGUCGACCUUCUUUUAACAAAUUUCAUCAUAAUCCAACAGUACUUCAUACAGAAAAUCAUGAUCAAUUAACUUUAAAGCAAGGCAGUCAAUUACAACCAGCAUCGAACCACGGAAAUCAAAAUUUAGCAACAUUGAAUAUAGAAAAUCUUAAUCUACCAACCACAACUCCAGAAAGUCAAAAUCAACCAACUUUGGACAACAAUAGACCAGUUCAACCAGUUUUAAACCAUGGCAGUCAGUUACUACAAGCUUCGAAUCAAGAAAAUCAGAAUCCACCAGCUUUAAACCAAAGCAGUCAAUUACUGCCAGCCUCAAACCAAGGAAAUCAAAAUCCACCAGCUUUGAGCGAAGAAAGACAUCUACCUCCUUUAAACAAAGGCAGUCAAUUACCACCAGCAGCGAACCAAGGAAAUCAAAAUUUAGCAACAUUGAAUAUAGAAAGUCUUAAUCUACCAACCACAACUCCAGAAAGUCAAAAUCAACGAAAUUUUAACAACGAUAGACACGUUCAACCUGUUUUUAACCAAGCCGGUCAAUUACAACCAGCCUCAAACUUAGGAACUCAAAACCUAACGAUUUUGAAUCUAGGAAGUCUAAGUCCACCAGUCUCAAACCAAGAAAGUCAAAUUCAACAAACUUUAAACAACGAUAGAUCUGUUCAACCAGUUUUAAACCAUGGCAGUCAGUUACUACCAGCUUCGAAUCAAGAAAGUCAGAAUCCACAGGUUUUAAAUCAAAGCAGUCAAUUACUGCCAGCCACGAACCAAGAAAAUGAAAAUCCACCAGCUUUGAGCGAAGAGAGUCAUCUACCACCUUUAAACCAAGGCAGUCAAUUAUCAUCAGCAGCGAACCAAGUAAAUCAAAAUUUAACAACAUUGAAUAUAGAAACACGUAUUCAACCAACCACAAAUCAAGAUAGUAAGAAUCAACAAAAAUUGAACGACGAUAGACAAGAUGAACCAGUUUUAAACCGAAUCCGACAAUUACAAGCCGCAUCGAACCAAGGAAAUCAAAAUUUAACAACAUUUAAUCUAGAAAGUGUAAGUCCACCAGCCUCAAACCAAGAAAAUCAAAUUCAACAAACUUUAAUCAACGAUAGACCUGUUCAACCAGUUUUAAAUAAUAGCAGUCUACUACCAGCUUCGAAUCAAGAAAAUCAGAAUCCACAAGCUUUGAACCAAAGCAGUCAAUUUCUGCCAGCCUCCAACCAAGGAAAUCAAAAUCCACCAGCUUUGAGCGAAGAAAGACAUCUACCUCCUUUAAACAAAGGCAGUCAAUUACCAUCAGCAGCGAACCUAGGAAAUCAAAAUCCAACAAUUUUGAAUCAAGAAAAUCUAAGUCCACUAGCCUCAAAUCAUGGAAGUCAUAAUCAUCAAACUUUGCACAACGAUAUACAAGAGCAACCAGUCUUAAACCAAGGCAGUCAAUUACAACCAGCUUCGAAUCAAGGAAAUCAAAAUGCACCCGCUUUGUAUCAGGAAACUCAACAACCACCAGUUUCAUACCAAGGAACUGAAUUUCUCCCUGCUUCGAAUCAAGGAACUAAAUUUCAACUACCUUGGAUUCAAAGCAUUCAAUUUUCGCCAUCCUUGCAACAAGCAAAUCAAUUUCCUUCAGCUUUAAAUCAAGAAAAUAAAUAUUCACUAGCAUUUGAUCAAGGUAGUCAAUUACCACUAUCCCCAAACCUAGGAAAUCAGAAUCCACUAGCUUUAAAUGAGGAAAGACAAGCAUUAAACGAAGGCAGUCAAUUACCACCGGUCUUAAACCAAGGAAAUAAAAAUCCACCAACAUUGAAUCUAGAAAGUCUAAGUCCACCAGCCUCAAACCAAGGAAGUCAAAGACAACAAACUUUGUACAACGGAAGACAAGAUCAACCAGCUUCAAAUGGAGGCAAUCAAUUACUACCAGCCAUGAACUUAGAAAACCAAAAUCCAUUACCUUCGUACGAAGGAACUCAACAAUCACCAGUUUUAUACCAAGGAAGUCAAUUUUCGCCAGCUGUAAAUCAAGCAAAUCAAUUUCCUCCAACUUUAAAUCGAGAAAAUCAAUAUUCAUCAGCUUUCAACCGAGGAAAUCAAUAUUCACCAGUUUGGUAUCGAGAAAGUCAAAAUCAACAAACUUUGAAGAAGCAUCAACCAGCUUUAAACCAAGGCAGUCAAUUUCCACCAGUUUUGAAUCAAGAAUAUUAUUAUUCACAAGCUUUAAAUCAAGGAAAUCAAUAUUUACAAGGUGAAAAUCAAGGAAGUCAUUUAGUAUCAUCACCUAAUCAAUAUCGCCCUAGUCAAUUUUCACCUGUCUUGAACCAAAGAAAUCAAAAUUCACCAGUUUAUCAGGAAAGUCAACAAUCACAAGUUUUAAACCAAGGAAAUCAAAUACCAUCAUCCUAUGGAAGACAAAAUUUACAAGCUUUGAACCAAGGAAGUCAAUUUCGACCAGAAUUUUACCCACGAAAUGAGUAUCCACCAGUUUUGAAUCAAGGAAAUCCAUAUUCACCAGGUGUAAACCAAGGAAGUCAAUUAGCAUUAACAUCAAAUUAUUAUCGACCAUAUUUAAACCAAGGCAGUCAAUUUCCAUCUUUCAUAAACCAAGGAAGUCAAUAUUCACCAGCAUUUAACCAAGGAAAUCAAUAUUCACCAAUUUUGAAUCAAGGAAAUCAAUAUCCACAAAGUUUUAACGAAGGGAAUUACAUUGCAAAUCCAUUGCCACCAUUUUGGUAUCAUGGAAGUAAUUUUCCAUUUAAUCCAGUUAAUCAGGGUGGUCCUAAUUUCAAUGCACAUACUUAUAACCACAUGCAUGACACGUAUUUACCUAGACCACUGAAAUGUGAAUGGCAUGGAAAUUUUAAAAACUGUUAUUAA